Molecule: messenger RNA, 1494 nt
Organism: Plasmodium inui San Antonio 1
Lineage: Eukaryota; Apicomplexa; Aconoidasida; Haemosporida; Plasmodiidae
Exons: 1
Coding region: 1-1494 (497 amino acids)
Source: RefSeq, a predicted model, not a curated record
AUGUAUAAGGACAGCGAAAAUUACGACACCGAAAAAAAAGCUGAGGGAAGAAACGAAAAGGUUAUAAUCAGAGUGAAAAGAAAAAUUGAUGAGAUAACCAUCCCGUCAAUUUACGUGAAAAAGUCCAAUAAAAGAGUAUGCAAUGGUAUAUUUUAUAAACACAUCGACACGGUAAUUCCGGAGGUAGAUAUAGAGAAAGAAAACAUCGAAUGUGUUAACAUGUUCCGAAAGCAUGAACACUACCACACCAGUUGCAGUGACUUGUCACCCCUUAUCGAAAAAAAGAGAAAAUUAAACUCCCUUAAGGGAUAUGAAAAGGAUUUAAGGGAAGCCAUAAAUAAUUUAAAAAGGUACAAAAUAGUGAACCAGAAUAUUCAGUACGUCGAUUUGGAUGCGGAAAAAAAGGAAAUUUACAAAAUUAUCGAUGUGAAUUUGUUGCAAGAAUGGGGCUAUGCUAAUGUAGAUGAUGAUACGGGGGUCAAUGCCGAUGCCAAUCCUGGUGAUGCUCUAAAGGAUGAGAUGAAACAGGAGCGCGCACGGGGGAAGACGGAGAAAGACGCACACAGCAAAACCGAGCAUGAAUAUGAAUACGAUUUAUACAUUGUAGAUGACCAGAAAAUAGAGCUAAACGAUUAUAUGGACUAUAUGUACCACAUUAAAAAUAAUAAUGUGGAUUCAUCGGAGGUUAUUGUGUUGGAAGAUGUAUAUGGCAACAACUCCAACGAGUAUGACUGGAAGUCUUUUUCCUCGUCCAGCUCCGAUCGUGACACAGUGAAGGAAAUGUCGGAUUACCCCGACGAGAGCUCGAGCAGCGGCGACGAUUGCAGUGGUGUGUGCAGUGGUUUAUGCAGCGAUGUAUGCAGCGCUGAUGGCCGUGGUGACGAUCCUGUGGGUAGCGACUGCUACGACGGAAGCGUCAGAAGUGACGGCCACCACGAGACUAACCUGCAUAGCGACGGCUACGGUGGGAGUUUGGGAAGUGACUAUAACCUCGAGAAUAAUCUGGACGUCGGCUCACACGAGAACAACUUCCCCAGUGGCUUCUCCGAUGGGAAUUCCGUGGACCACCUUAGCAACUGCAGUGAGGAUAACGCUUUCGGGGUCAACGUUAAAAAUGCUGGCAGUGAUGAAAACCUGUUUGGAAGUAGGCGGUGUGGUGUGAACAACUGGGGGAGCUACAUAAAGGGGAAAUCACCCCAAAGCGAUUGUAAUAACGACAAGGGUUACCCCAACCAAAACGGUGUUAUCCACCACAGCGGCAGCAGUAGCAACGCCCUCAGUAGUAGGGGUUUCCCCCAAAAGAACCCCCCGAAAAAGAAGGAAAGAAAAACCCACAAGCGCAGUAAAAAAAUGAACUCCUUAAUCUUUGAAGAGAAAAUAAAGGACGAGUUAGAAAAACGGUUAAAAAAAAAAAAUGAAAAUAUGCUAAACGUGACGUUAUCGGAGAAGCUAAAAAUUCUGGAGCAGAUGGAAAACGAGUACUAUGAUAAGUAG